This is a messenger RNA of Neoarthrinium moseri, 4806 nucleotides long. RefSeq lists its product as uncharacterized. The coding region runs from base 1 to 4806 and encodes 1601 amino acids. Gene Ontology annotation, molecular function: hydrolase activity, hydrolyzing O-glycosyl compounds; chitin binding. The transcript has 7 exons. The record is from RefSeq and is a predicted model, not a curated record. Gene Ontology annotation, biological process: carbohydrate metabolic process. NCBI's taxonomy places the organism in Eukaryota, Fungi, Ascomycota, Sordariomycetes, Amphisphaeriales, Apiosporaceae.
AUGGGGUGGACACGUCCAUCCAUCAGGGCUUCUGCCGUGAUCUGGCUGUGGCUGACUUGCAUCGCAAUACCCAUAAAUGCAGCUGAUUAUUGCAAGACCACGAGUGUCGUCAGCGGCGAUACCUGCGCUAAUCUGGUGCAGCGAUGUGGGAUUUCGUCUGAUGACCUCCUCAAAUACAACGUGGACAACCUAUGUUCCACGCUUCGCCCUGGCCAAAAGGUUUGCUGCUCGGCGGGGGACUUGAAACCUCAUAAGUCUGAUAGCGGCACGUGCUAUACCUAUACCAUAAAGGACAAGGACACAUGCUACGAUAUCGGUCUCCAAUACAGUCUGACCAACGCAGAAAUUGACAAUUUCAAUGACAAAAUUACUUGGGGAUGGACCGGCUGUGAUGGCGGCUUAGUCGUUGGUCUGAACAUGUGUCUGAGUUCGGGCUACCCACCUGCCCCUUCGCCUUUGAAGAACGCCAUCUGUGGCCCUCAGGUACCCGGCAAGACGUUCAGUGGGACUGUUCAGAGUGCCGAUGACCUUGCCAAACUAAACCCAUGCCCUCUCAACGCGUGCUGCAACAUUUGGGGCCAGUGCGGUAUCGACGGCGAUUUCUGCAAGAAGGCGCUGGGCCCUUCUGGCAACCCCGGCACCUCGCCCAAGGGCACCAACGGCUGCAUCUCUAACUGCGGCACCGACAUCAUCAAUAAUGACUCCCCGCCUUCCGAGUACAAGCGGAUUGGAUACUAUGAAGCUUUCAACUGGGACCGCAAGUGUCUGCACAUGCGCGCUGAGUGGUCGAACACGCUCGGCUACACGCACAUGCAUUGGGCUUUCGGUACUGUGAAUCCCGACUAUUCCAUUUUUAUCAACGACUCAGCUCAGCAGUGGAAGGGUUUCAUGGGCCUCAAGGACACAAAGAAAAUUGUGUCUUUUGGGGGCUGGGGCUUCUCUACGGACCCUGGGACGUACCAGGUGCUCCGAGACGCCAUGUCCGACGCCAACCGUGCAAAGUUCGUGUCCAAUCUUGUCAACUUUGCUGACACAACCGGCAUCGACGGGAUCGACUUUGAUUGGGAAUACCCUGGGGCACCCGAUAUCCCUGGCAUCCCGCCAGGACUUCCAUCGGAUGGCCCCAACUAUAUAGCUACGCUCAAAGCACUCCGGGCAGCACUACCAGAACAGCUCUCAAUCUCCAUUGCCGCGCCAGCCUCUUAUUGGUAUCUCAAGAGUUUCCCUAUCAAGGAUAUGCACCAAUACGUUGACUAUAUUGUUUACAUGGCCUAUGACCUCCAUGGCCAAUGGGAUAUUGGGAAUGAUUGGGCUCAGUCGGGGUGCGAGGAUGGCAACUGCCUCCGAAGCCAUGUCAACGAGACGGAAGUGAGAUUGGCACUGUCUAUGGUCACCAAGGCCGGUGUUCCUGCAGCCAAGGUUAUGGUGGGGGAAUCGAGUUACGGGAGGUCUUUUCACAUGGCUGCUGCUGGCUGCACAGGACCUCAAUGCUUCUACACGGGCACGAACAGCUCAUCCGACGCGAAACCUGGGCGAUGCACUAAUACAGGUGGCUACAUUUCUAAUGCAGAGAUCAACGAGAUCAUCGCCAAGAACAAGAACAUUAAGUCUUGGUACGACGAAGAAACAGGGUCUGAUUACCUGAUCUACGACGACGUCGAAUGGGUUGCGUACAUGACCGACACGACCAAGGAAAGGCGUCGUGAGGCGUGGAAGGACUUGAAUUUCGGAGGCACCAUCGACUGGGCUGUCGACCUCCAGGAGUUUACGACGGCCGACAAGCUCGGUCCUACCGGUGACUACAAUGAGUCGUCUGUUAUCAAUGUGUUUGACCCCGUCAUCUGGAAUUGGGUUAAUCCUGUCAUUGAAGCACCGGUCAGCGCUACUAACAUAUUUGCGCCUUCGCCGUUGGCUACCGUGGUCACCCUUACAGCAUAUACCACCAUCACCCUGCAGUCUGGACAGUCGCUCAGUACCAGCUUCAUCUCUACUGAGUUUGCCAUCUCCGAGGUCAACUUCCAGCCCUUCACCAUCGCGCAGACGGAUACAUCUAAGGGCACGGUUCUUACGUACAUGCCCAUCCCCAGCAUCAACCCAGACCCGAUGAGAAUCCCGGUGCCACCUGGGUGGACCAUGACUUCAGGGGCGGUAGCACCGACGACCAACAUCGUGGGACUGCCGAGUGCCACCAUCACGACCACAACCGAUGCAGGGGGGUUCAUUUUCCUAUACUGGAACCCGACCGUCAGCUACAGCCUGCCAGUCUUCGUUACGCCGAAACCAGUGGCCCCGCCGAAGAUUCCCGAAGACCAGGAAGACCCAGUAGAUCCGGAGCCCCUGGGGGUCGAUGAUUGCAGCGGACCUGGAUGCGAUUCCGGACCGGACUGCAUCGGCGAUGACUGUACCCGAGGCGGAGACUGCGUUGGACUUGCUUGUACCAGAGGAGGACAAUGCAAAGGACCCAAGUGUGUGAGGGGCGGACACUGCGAAGGACCGUCCUGCACCGAGGGUGGCGGUUGUUCAGGAGACUCCUGCGUCGAGGGUGGAGGGUGUAAGGGUGAUCACUGCAACCAGGGCGGUGGCUGUUCUGGAUACAAGUGCAACAGAGGAGGGCAAUGCGUCUCGAACCUCUUCCACAAGUGCAGUUCUGGGAACUGCGAGGGGUCGCGAUGUGAUACAGACACUGGUUGCACUCAGAUCUGGUGUGGAAACCACGUCACUCUCAGCGUCAAGCCAUCCAUUUCUAUCCCGGUUCCUACGCUUCCCACACUGCCAACCGUGGGCCCCAAGCCAACUUGUCGAGUUAACUGCCCGACGCUGGCUCCUUGUCCUGGUGGCGGCACCUCGUGCAACACGCCGUGCAAUCUGAAGAGCUGCCCACCAGGCCGCCUACCCACGGCCAGGGGCUGCACCAGCUUCACGACGGCGCAAGACUGCACUGUCGUGGUGAGCAGCACCGCGGUGCAGACGAAGCCCACGACGAGCUGGUCAACGACAUCUCGCACCCACUGCGACACCAUGAUUGCCUGCGACGCCACGGGCAUGACGGUGACGAGGACCCUGACGACCAGCGCGGACGCAGGCCCGACGGCCGAUCCCGCGGGCUACUACGACUACUGGGAUGGAAACGGCUACGAUGAUCCCAACAUGUACGGCCCCAUGGAGGCUUACUACAGCGACUGGAUCGCGAGCGCGGAAGCAACUACAACAAAGAAAGACCCGCCUCCGCCUCCUACCACCACUACUACGCAAGUGGUUACGCACACUCCCCAGGCAGAUUGCGCAUUCUGGGGUGAGGGUUACGACAUGGGCGUCAUGAUCUACAAUAUCCGCGGAGGCUGGGCAGACGAAGACCACGGUGCGGAGCUCAAGAAGCAGGAAGGUGGCUGUCAAAAAGUGACGGACUGGGACUGGCACGACGGGAAUGAUGAUAUGUAUGCCUACGUGUACUUCUACCUCGAACCGGGCGUCGUCAAGGCCGGCUGCGUCGAGCGCGCCAUCUCCACGGCCAAGGGACCCAAACUCUCCUGCGAGGAUCAAGGCUACGGUAACAAACCUGACCUUGCAAAGGGCUCAGGUAAGAAACGUGGCCUAGCCAUAGCCGCGAAUGGCUCUUCGACCACUCGCCCAGCUUCCCUCUCCACAUACACGCCCAUGGUCUGGUCGGACGCGGUGAAUACUCACAAUCCCAUUACCAAGGAGAUCCCCACGAGGAGAGUAACGACCAUAACCAUCCAGGAGCCGGAGGAACCCAGCCCACGUGUGCUAGGAAAGAGAGCGCCCACACUCAUUACCCUGCCAAAGCCCACCACCACAGGCGCGCCCUUCUUCAGUUCCUACACUCCAUAUGUACCCACGACCUGGGACGACACGUCGGCCGUCUACACUGAGACCCUAACUCUGACCAUCACACUCAACGAGACUACUACAAGUGCCACUACGGCGGCAAGUUCGAUACCAACCACCUUACCCAGUGACAAGAGCAGCCCAGAUGGCACUUGUGGUGGCACGACCGGUUACUUUUGCCAGGGUUCAACAUACGGAGACUGCUGCAGCUCGAGCGGCUACUGCGGCACCUCGGCCGACCAUUGCGUCGUAGGCUGCCAGCCCAACUUCGGCAACUGCACGUCGACCGACGUCUCGCCUGAUGGCACCUGCGGUGGCGCACAGGGCUACAAGUGCGCAGGCUCAGGCUUCGGUGACUGCUGCUCCUCAUCCGGGUGGUGCGGCAACGACAGCGGUCACUGCAGCGCCGGAUGCCAGACGGCGUUCGGCACAUGCAGCCCGAGCUCCGGAGGGAGCGGAAAGACGGUGUCGCCUGACGGGAGCUGCGCCGGCACGAACGGCUACACGUGCACCGGCUCGGGCUUCGGGGACUGUUGCUCGCCGUAUGGCUGGUGCGGCAGCAGCGACGGUCACUGCGCCCUCCCCGGCUGCCAGACGGAGUUCGGGACGUGCCCGGGCGCCCCCGUCGUCUCGUCCGACGGCGCGUGCGGGGCCGGAGUCGCGAACAACGGCGCCGCCCAGACCUGUGCCGGAUCCACGUUGGGAGGGUGCUGCUCGUCCAGCGGAUACUGCGGCACCGGGGUGGACCAUUGCGCUCAGGGGUGCCAAACACCGUUCUCCGACUCCUGCCUCACGACUGACGUCCCCUCGUUAGACGGAUCUUGUGGCCCGUCCAACGGAGGGUAUACUUGUAAGGGCGGCCCCUUUGAUGGACAGUGCUGUGGUGCGAGUGGCUACUGUGGUACUACGAGUGGGCAUUGCGGCAGUGGUUGCCAGGGAGGUUUCGGCAAAUGUUCAUAG